UUGGACGAUCAGUUGGACGAUCAGUUGGUCGACCAGUUGGACGAUCAGUUGGUCGAUCAGUUGGAAGAUCAGUUGGUCGACCAGUUGGACGAUCAGUUGGUCGAUCAGUUGGACGAUCAGUUGGUCGAUCAGUUGGACGAUCAGUUGGUCGACCAGUUGGACGAUCAGUUGGUCGAUCAGUUGGUCGACCAGUUGGACGAUCAGUUGGUCGACCAGUUGGUCGAUCAGUUGGACGACCAGUUGGUCGAUCAGUUGGUCGACCAGUUGGACGAUCAGUAG
Danaus chrysippus (African queen) is the source of this 279-nucleotide messenger RNA. Lineage: Eukaryota; Metazoa; Arthropoda; Insecta; Lepidoptera; Nymphalidae. The record is from the annotation of a GenBank genome assembly.